AUGUCCGAAGGCAUCGUCGAGGGCGCCCAGCCCCAGCAGAAGCCCGCUGCCGACGCAAAGGAGCAAAAGGACCAGAAGAAGGCACAGAAGUCCCAGGCCAAGCAAAAGAAGGAGCCCAAGGUCGCACAGGGCGGUGGAAAGAAGAAGAUGGAGGGCGCUGCUCUGAUCGGUAUCGAUGUGGCCAAGGAGGACGACCUUUCCGAAUGGUACCAGCAGGUCAUCACCAAGGGCGAGAUGCUCGAAUUUACCGACGUCCCCGGCUGCUACAUCUACGAACCCGGUUCCUACGGCAUCUACGAGCGCAUCCAGGACUUCUUCAACGCUCGUAUCAGAAAGAUGGGUGUCCGCAACUGCUACUUCCCCCUGUUCAUCUCCGAGGCCAACUUGCAGCGUGAGAAGGAUCACAUCGAGGGUUUCGCUGCUGAGGUCGCUUGGGUUACUGAGGGUGGUAAGAACAAGCUGGAGAAGAAGCUCGCCGUUCGUCCCACAUCAGAGACUGCCAUGUAUGGCUACUUCUCAAAGAAGAUUCGCUCUCACCGCGAUCUUCCCCUCAAGCUCAACCAGUGGAACAACGUCGUCCGUUGGGAGUUCAAGCACCCCAUGCCCUUCAUCCGUUCGCGCGAGUUCUUGUGGCAGGAGGGUCACACCGCUCACAUGACUGAGGAGGAUGCUGGCAAGGAGGUUCUCCAGAUUCUCGACUACUACGAGGCUAUCUACCAUGAGUUGUUGGCUGUUCCUGUCGUCAAGGGUCGCAAGACCGUUGCUGAGCAGUUCCCCGGUGCCCACUACACCACCACCGUCGAAGGUUUCAUCCCCUCAACAGGCCGCGGUAUCCAGGCUGGUACCUCUCACUGCUUGGGUCAGCACUUCGCCAAGAUGUUCGACAUCACCGUCGAGGACCCCCACGCUAAGGAAGGCGAGAAGAAGGAGAAGUUGCACGUCUGGCAAAACUCAUGGGGUCUCACUACCCGUUCCAUCGGUAUCAUGAUUCUUACCCACGGUGACAACAAGGGUCUGGUCAUUCCUCCCCGCGUCGCUGAGAUCCAGGCUAUCAUCGUUCCCGUCGGUAUCACCGCAAAGACCACCCCUGAGGAACGCGAGAAGCACUACGCUGAGACCAACGCCAUCAAGGAGGUUCUGCUCGAGGCCGGCGUCCGCGCCGAGACAGACAUGCGCGACGACCAGAGCCCCGGCUGGAAAUUCAACCAUUGGGAACUCAAGGGUGUUCCCCUCCGUAUCGAGUUCGGCCCCAAGGACAGCGCCAAGCACGUCGUCACCGUCGCCCGCCGUGACCAGCUCGCCGCCGGCAAGAGCGAGAUCCCCAUCGCCGACCUCGGCAAGGACGUCCCUGCCCUGCUCGAGACCAUCCAGGGCGACAUGUUCCGCAAGGCUUCUGACGAGUUCCGCGAGCACCGCAAGAUCAUCACAAAGUGGGAGGACUUUGUCCCUGCCCUCAACACAAAGAACACCUGUAUCAUUCCCCACUGCUUGGUUCCCGACUGCGAGGACGAGAUCAAGGAGCUCAGUUCGGGCAAGAUCGAGGGUCAGGAGGUUGAUGCUCGUGCUCCCUCUAUGGGUGCCAAGUCGUUGUGCAUUCCCUUCGACCAGCCCGCCGAGGGACUCGUCCACGGCGAGACUAAGUGCACCAACCCCAAGUGUGAGCGCAAGGCUGAGAAGUGGGUCAUGUUCGGUCGCAGCUACUAA
Molecule: messenger RNA, 1704 nt
Organism: Aureobasidium melanogenum CBS 110374
Lineage: Eukaryota; Fungi; Ascomycota; Dothideomycetes; Dothideales; Saccotheciaceae
Product: prolyl-tRNA synthetase
Exons: 2
Coding region: 1-1704 (567 amino acids)
Biological process (GO): prolyl-tRNA aminoacylation
Cellular component (GO): aminoacyl-tRNA synthetase multienzyme complex; cytoplasm
Molecular function (GO): ATP binding; proline-tRNA ligase activity
Source: RefSeq, a predicted model, not a curated record